AUGGCAGACGAAACCCAAAAACAUGAGCCGAAUACACCAGACGAAAUCAUCUCUCCAGCCGUGGGCUACUCAUCCUCAUUCCGGUCCCAAAUCGGACGACGACUAAUCGACAGCUUCAAACGAGACCCCCAAUCAUUUCACAAAAGUCACAACAACGACCAAAACGCGACCGAUCUCGAAAAUGGCUCCGGACACGUCCCAGAGCCACCUCUACAGCGCCGUCUAAAAGCCCGACACGUCCAGAUGAUCGCAAUCGGCGGCUCAAUCGGCACCGGUCUAUUCGUCGGAUCAGGUAGCGUCCUCGCAGCAGGAGGACCGGCUUCCGUACUCAUCGCAUACCUCUUAAUCGGAUGCAUGCUUUACUGCAUGAUGCACGCACUCGGCGAGAUGGCCGUGAUAUUCCCCGUGAGCGGCUCGUUUGCGCACUACGCAACGCGAUUCCUCGAUCCCGCUUGGGGAUUCGCGAUGGGCUGGAUGUAUACAUUUUCCUGGCUGGUCACGUUGCCUCUGGAGAUUGUUGCUGCGUCUAUCACGGUUGAUUAUUGGAAUCCCGGGGUCUCGAAUGCCGCUUGGGCUGCUCUCUUCUGGGCGGCUAUUGUUGGGGUCAAUCUUUUUGAUGUGAGAUGGUAUGGUGAGGCGGAGUUUGUCUUGUCGAUAAUCAAAAUCAUUGCUAUUGUUGGGUUUAUUAUACUGGGGAUUAUCCUCAAUUGUGGAGGUGGCCCUGAGGGCGAAUAUAUCGGCGGGAAAUACUGGCAUGAUCCCGGUGCUUUUAAUGAUGGGUUCAAAGGUCUAUGCAAUGUUUUUGUUACGGCUGCAUUUGCAUUUGCAGGGACUGAGCUCGUCGGCCUGACCGCUGCGGAGACGGAAAAUCCCCACAGAACUCUCCCAACGGCCACCAAACAGGUCUUCUGGAGGAUUUUGAUCUUCUUCGUCGUGUCGCUUAUCGUCGUUGGACUACUAGUCCCAUACACAGACUCAAGACUUGUUACAGGAUCGUCCAGCGCAGACGCCCAUGCAUCACCAUUUGUCAUUGCCAUUGAGGAUGCUGGAAUCUCGGGUCUACCAUCCAUCGUCAACGUCGUGAUCAUGGUAGCCGUUCUAUCAGUUGGAAAUUCCUCCAUAUACGGCGCAUCCCGCACGAUGUCCGCCCUCGCCGAACAAGGCCAAGCCCCCCGAUUCCUCGCAUACAUCGACCGAAAAGGACGACCGAUCCUCGCUAUCGCCGUAACAUCCAUCUUCGGCCUACUCUGCUUCCUCGCCGCAUCAGACAAACAAACCGUCGUCUUCGAAUGGCUAAUGGCAAUCGUCGGACUAGGCGAGAUUUUCGUCUGGGGCUCCAUCUGUCUCUGCCACGUUCGCUUUCGACGCGCAUGGAAAGUUGGAACUGUUUUAGGUUUAACUCAAUAUAGAAUAAAAAGAUUAUUUGCUUUAAUAUUUAUUAUACAAGGUCGAAGCCUUGAUGAACUUCCGUUUCGCUCACAGCCGGAUCUUAUUGGAUCCUGGAUUGGCUUCGGCUUCAACUGUCUCGUGAUGCUUGCGCAGUUUUGGACUGCUGCCUGGCCUUCUGGGUACGGGGCUAUGACUCCCAGCUCGAGGGCGAGUACUUUUUUCUCGUAUUACCUUGCGGCUCCGGUUGUGAUUUUUCUCUAUGUUUCUUAUAAGUUUUGGUAUGGGACGAGGGUUGUUCGUGCGCAUGAGAUGGAUUUGGUGACUGGCCGUCGCUUUUUGGAUGCGAAUUAUAUGAUUGAGGAAGAGACGGCUGAGCGGAAGCGGUCUUCCUGGGUGAGACUUUUGAAAAUUGUCUGUUAG
Penicillium argentinense is the source of this 1809-nucleotide messenger RNA. Its product is annotated as amino acid permease. Gene Ontology annotation, biological process: amino acid transmembrane transport. Gene Ontology annotation, cellular component: membrane. Gene Ontology annotation, molecular function: amino acid transmembrane transporter activity. The coding region runs from base 1 to 1809 and encodes 602 amino acids. Lineage: Eukaryota; Fungi; Ascomycota; Eurotiomycetes; Eurotiales; Aspergillaceae. The record is from RefSeq and is a predicted model, not a curated record. The transcript is spliced from 6 exons.